This is a messenger RNA of Chelmon rostratus (copperband butterflyfish), 630 nucleotides long. Its product is annotated as histone H2A-like. The record is from RefSeq and is a predicted model, not a curated record. Lineage: Eukaryota; Metazoa; Chordata; Actinopteri; Chaetodontiformes; Chaetodontidae. The transcript has 3 exons. Gene Ontology annotation, molecular function: protein heterodimerization activity; structural constituent of chromatin; DNA binding. The coding region runs from base 14 to 484 and encodes 156 amino acids. Gene Ontology annotation, cellular component: nucleosome.
CAAAGUCAAAACUAUGUCUGGACGUGGAAAGGGUGUUGGAGGAAAGGUAAAAGCCAAGGCUAAGAGCCGGUCUUCCCGGGCUGGGCUUCAGUUCCCUGUCGGUCGUGUCCACAGGCUGCUGAGGAAGGGCAACUACGCCCAGCGUGUCGGUGCCGGAUCUCCGGUCUACCUGGCGGCGGUGCUCGAGUAUCUGACUGCUGAGAUCCUGGAGCUGGCAGGAAACGCUGCCCGCGACAACAAGAAGACCAGAAUCAUCCCUCGUCACCUCCAGCUGGCUAUCCGCAACGACGAGGAGCUUAACAAGCUGUUGGGCAGAGUGACCAUCGCUCAGGGCGGCGUGCUGCCCAACAUCCAGGCGGUGCUGCUGCCGAAGAAGGCCGAGAAAGUUGCCAAAAAAUUAAACAUGACUGGACCCACACGAACUUGGCAGCAAGUCAAGACGAGAACAUCCUGCAGACGAUGGUCUGCAAUGCUGACUACCUGAUCAGCAAAGCCAGGCCACUUUGCCUGAAUGCGCACGCUGCUGGGGGAAAGAGGGCACGCUUCCAAUGCCUGAACCAUCUGAGGGUCAGUCCAGACAGAGCAUGCAAUAUUACUGUGGCUUGUGCUGUUCUCCAUACUGUGGCCUGU